Aspergillus oryzae RIB40 is the source of this 1623-nucleotide messenger RNA. Its product is annotated as chaperonin-containing T-complex subunit CCT5. Gene Ontology annotation, molecular function: ATP binding; ATP hydrolysis activity; ATP-dependent protein folding chaperone. The coding region runs from base 1 to 1623 and encodes 540 amino acids. The record is from RefSeq and is a predicted model, not a curated record. Gene Ontology annotation, biological process: protein folding. The transcript is spliced from 10 exons. Lineage: Eukaryota; Fungi; Ascomycota; Eurotiomycetes; Eurotiales; Aspergillaceae. Gene Ontology annotation, cellular component: chaperonin-containing T-complex.
AUGGCGAUGCUCUCCGCUGACAGUCCGACAGCUUCUGUGAUGAAAGAUGAACAGGGCCGGCCGUUCAUCGUCGUUCGAGACCAGGGAAAGAAGAAGAGACAACACGGCACCGAUGCUGUGAAAUCACAUAUUGUUGCGGCCAAAACCGUUGCCAACAUUGUCAAGACUUCUCUGGGUCCUCGUGGUCUUGACAAGAUUCUUAUUUCCCCAGAUGGCGAUAUCACCGUGACCAAUGACGGCGCAACCAUUCUGUCCCAGAUGGAAAUCACAAACAAUGUUGCUAAGCUGCUAGUAGAACUUUCAAAGUCUCAAGAUGAAGAAAUCGGCGAUGGAACAACGGGUGUUGUCGUCCUGGCGGCAGCCAUGUUGGAGCAGGCAUCUGACCUGAUCGAUAAGGGCAUCCACCCAAUUCGGAUCGCAGAUGGCUAUGAUCAAGCCUGCGAGAUUGCCGUUGCAGAGCUCGAUAAGAUUAGUGACGAGAUCCCUUUUACCAAGGAGGACACUUCCAACCUACUGAAGGUUGCAAAGACUAGUCUGGGCAGCAAAAUUGUUUCCAAAUCUCAUGAUCAGUUCGCCAAGAUCGCUAUCGAUGCCGUCCUCUCCGUUGCAGAUCUCGAGCGUAAAGAUGUUGAUUUCGAGUUGAUCAAGGUCGACGGAAAAGUGGGCGGUGCUCUCGAAGAUUCUAUGCUCGUCAAGGGUGUUAUUGUCGAUAAGGACUUCUCUCACCCUCAGAUGCCCGAUGAAGUCAAGGAUGCUAAAUUGGCAAUUUUGACCUGCCCGUUCGAGCCCCCCAAGCCGAAGACGAAGCAUAAGCUUGACAUUACAUCGGUUGAGGAGUUCAAGAAGCUGCAAGAUUAUGAAAGAGAGAAGUUCACGGAGAUGAUCCAACACCUGAAAGACUCUGGAGCCAACUUGGUUAUUUGUCAAUGGGGUUUCGAUGAUGAAGCAAACCAUCUCCUUCUUCAGAACAAUCUCCCAGCCGUCCGCUGGGUUGGUGGUCCUGAGAUUGAGCUCAUUGCUAUUGCCACGAACGGUCGUAUUGUUCCUCGCUUUGAGGACUUGAAUGCAGAGAAGCUUGGAACAGCAGGUAGUGUCCGGGAAAUGACGUUCGGUACCACCCGCGAGAAGAUGCUUGUUAUUGAAGAUUGCGCCAACAGCCGUGCUGUCACUGUCUUUGUGCGUGGUAGCAACAAGAUGAUCAUUGAUGAAGCUAAGCGAUCACUACACGAUGCUCUCUGCGUUGUACGUAACCUGGUGCGAGACAACCGCGUUGUUUAUGGUGGUGGUGCUGCUGAGAUUGCCUGCUCUAUUGCCGUGGAAGAUGCCGCCGUCAAGAGUCCCGGAAUUGAGCAGUACGCCAUGCGCGCCUUCGCCGAUGCCCUGGAUGCCGUGCCAUUGGCACUCGCUGAGAACUCCGGUCUGAGCCCGAUUGAGACGCUUGCCUCGAUCAAAUCUCGCCAGGUCAAGGAGAAAAACACACGGUUGGGAGUUGACUGUAUGAUGACUGGCAACAACGUCUUAGACAUGCGGGAGCACUUUGCUAUUGAUCCCCUGAUUGGAAAGAGGCAACAACUUUUGCUCGCGACCCAGCUCUGCCGUAUGGUCCUUAAGAAGGUAGAUUAA